Molecule: messenger RNA, 1263 nt
Organism: Echinococcus granulosus
Lineage: Eukaryota; Metazoa; Platyhelminthes; Cestoda; Cyclophyllidea; Taeniidae
Product: Calreticulin
Exons: 5
Coding region: 1-1263 (420 amino acids)
Biological process (GO): protein folding
Cellular component (GO): endoplasmic reticulum; endoplasmic reticulum membrane
Molecular function (GO): calcium ion binding
Source: RefSeq, a predicted model, not a curated record
AUGAGGGCUACCGUAGCCUUUCUUCUGACUGUAUGUCUUACCACAGUCUCGUGUAAGAUCUACUUCGAGGAUCGCUUUCUUGAUGGUAAUAUCAAUCAGUGGACAAUUUCUGAGGCUGAAGCUGAGAAGCUAGGCAAAUGUGAGUUUGGCAAAUAUGAUCCCGCCUACGAUGAGAAGGAGGAUGGUGGAAUGAAUACCACAGAGUCGGCACGAUUCUAUCGCUACUCGGCACCCUUGAAAACACCCUUUUCCAAUAAAGACAAGUCUAUGUGUGUCCAGUUUAGUGUUAAAUAUGCCCAGGGAAUCGACUGUGCCGGUGGAUACAUUAAACUACUGGGGAAAGAUUUCAAGCCUAAAGAAUUCACUGGCGAGACACCUUACGAAAUUAUGUUUGGUCCCGACUUCUGUGGAUACUCAACUCGCCUUGUGCAUGUUAUCUUCUCGCAUGACGGAAAGAAUUAUUUGAUUAAAGAGUCAAUUCCUCUUACCUUGAACAAUAUCUCACAUCUCUUUACACUCAUCGUUCAUUCCAACAACACUUUCGAAGUGAAGGUAGAUGAGGAAAGCAGGAGGAAUGGAUCCCUGGUGGAUGACUUUGAUAUUCUCAAACCACGCACAGUCGACGAUCCAGAUGUCAAAAAGCCCGAAGACUGGGUGGAGGAAAUGAUGAUUCCCGAUCCUGAGGAUAAAAAACCCGAUGACUGGGACCAACCUAAAACUAUUGUUGACAAAAAUGCUACAAAACCGGCCGAUUGGAACGAUGAGAUGGACGGAGAUUGGUCGCCACCGAUUAUCGACAAUCCUGACUACAAGGGUGAAUGGUCCCCCAGAACCAUUCCCAAUCCUGCCUAUAAAGGACCAUGGAAACCGCCACAAAUCCCCAAUCCCGAGUUUGUUGAUAAUCCCGACCUGUAUUCACGCACCUUUGCCUACAUUGGUCUCGAUCUCUGGCAGGUGCAAUCGGGUACCCUCUUUGACAACUUCAUCAUCUCUGAUGACCUGAGUGAAUGCGAAGCUCAUGCUAAGCACUGGAGACCCAGAUUUGACGCUGAAACAGAGGCAGCCAAGAAGGCGAAAGCGGAGGAAACUGAAACCGGUGAAGGGGUUCCGCGUCACAUUGAAACAUCAUCAAACUUUGACCAGGUGAUGCGUGAGCUUGCCAAGGAGAAGAAAGAGGAAGGGGAAAAGAGUGAUACAUCUCAAGAAAUGCCCGAGCUAGAAAUAGAAGAGGAAACAGUGAAGGAACCCCACGAGGAGCUUUAA